Molecule: messenger RNA, 931 nt
Organism: Zea mays
Lineage: Eukaryota; Viridiplantae; Streptophyta; Magnoliopsida; Poales; Poaceae
Product: universal stress protein
Exons: 3
Coding region: 214-711 (165 amino acids)
Source: RefSeq, marked provisional
CGCAGGGUGACGCGGAUAGCCCAUCAUGGCGCCGCAGCAGCCGUGAAGCACAAGAGCUUUGCUGCAGCACGACGGCUUUGUCCUCUCUCCUUUAAAGCGGACUGCUCUCCUCAAUUGUCAGGCAGUAGCAUCCAUUUGAUUGUUCUAUCCUCUUCUCUGUUCUCACCCCCUUGCAAGCAACAAUCGUUCACCGAUCGAUCCAGUGCGUCCUGCAUGGAAACUGCCGCCGUCGCCGCCUCCAGUGCCGGGCGCCGCAUCAUGGUGGCCGUGGACGAGGGCGAGGAGAGCCUGCACGCGCUCAACUGGUGCCUCGCCAACGUCGUCUCCCCGGCAGGAGGCGACACGCUGGUGCUCGUCCACGCCCGCCGCCCGCGCCCGGUCUACGCCGCCAUGGACAGCGCAGGGUACAUGAUGACCUCGGACGUGCUGGCGAGCGUUGAGAGGCACGCCAACGCGGUCUCGGCGGCGGCGGUCGACAAGGCCAAGCGCGUCUGCGCCGACCACCCGCACGUCAAGGUGGAGACGACGGUGGAGAGCGGGGACCCGCGGGACGUCAUCUGCGACGCAGCCAACAAGAUGGCCGCGGACCUGCUCGUCAUGGGCAGCCAUGGUUACGGCUUCAUCCAGAGGGCGUUCUUGGGCAGCGUCAGCAACCACUGCGCGCAGAACUGCAAAUGCCCGGUCCUCAUUGUCAAGAGGCCCAAGGAGUAGAAGGUUCCUCGCAUGUAACGCUGCAGCUUAGCCAAUAAUGUUUCAUGGCGACCAUAUAGGCAUAUAUGUACACACUUCACAUCCCAUUGCAUGGCAGUGUCUUCCCUAGUUCAACAACUAGCUUUCUGCUGGAAUAAGGUGUUCAGAGUUCAGACAGAGUAUGUACUGUACAUACUAUCUUCUUGCAUUUGGUACUCUUGUUUAGUGAAAAGCGUUCCGU